GUCGUGAUUGGCACGCAGGACGACACCGGACGUGCAGGGAGACCACGUGACCGCUCAUCCUGGACCAAUGAGUGAGCAGGUAGCGCUUCGCGAGGGGCACUACUUAAGCGGUGUCCCGGGUUCCGCGGCCUCAGCACGGGUUCGCCCCUUCAGCCGAUGCAUCCGAGCGAACGAGUUUGGAGCGACUUUUACAUCGUGCCUUUUCGUUCCGACCAGUUCUCAGAAGCUACCUCGUGCCUGAGACCUCGCGUUAGCGUCUACCAUACUCCGGAAUGGUGUCCACAGCUGCGGUCGAGUUUAUGGCGGCUUCGUGUCGGGACGUGACGAGCUUGAACCUGACUGACAGGUGUGAGUAUGUUCGUUCCGAACCAUCAUGUUCAGCCAACAUGGGCUACAUCAACUACAUCGAGGGGAUCUAUUGCCUCUUCGGCCCGCAGCACUACGUGGAAUCUCUGCUGCUCACGGUGAUGUGGUUGCUAGUGUUGUUCGUCGCCCUCGGCGUCACGUCAGGUGACUUCCUGACUCCAGCCUUGUUCGUCAUCUCAAAGACACUCCGCAUGUCCCAGAACAUGGCUGGUGUCACACUCCUCGCAUUCGGCAACGGUUCUCCGGACAUCUUCGCUGCCCUGGCAGGUGUGAGGCAAGGAUCGUACGAGCUUGUCAUUGGAGGCCUUGUAGGUGGUGGGAUAUUCGUCACCACAGUUGUUGCCGGGUCGGUGUUCCUCGUGAAGCCCUUCAAGCUGGCUGCCCGACCAUUCCUGAGAGACAGCGUGUUCUACUUCUCCGCAGGGGCUUGGGCCUUCUACUUGUUUUACACGGGAGCGAUCACCAUGAUGCACGCUAUAGGUUUCAUCUGCCUCUACUGCGCAUACAUUACUGUGGUCGUCGUGAGUGGAAUAGUUUACCAAAGGUACCUGGCCAAAGAACAGGAUCGCCAACAGCGAGACGAAGAAAAAGGGUGCCACGACGAAAAGCCUCCCAAGAACGGUAGGUGCUUCUCCAGUCGACCAACGCUUCUGGCGCUGGCGGUUUGCAGGCUCGUACUGCCAAACCGGACGGGCGCCAUGUCUUGCGUCGGCAGCGCCAUCUCACCUCGGUGCCUGUCGCCCGGAUCGUGCGCGUGGAUGCAGAAACCUGCCUCCGAGCUUUUGGCAGACGGCUUCGCGCUAAAGUGCACCGGAACUUUCUCCUUUGGACAGGAGAAGGUCUUCCGAGACCCGCGUCGGUCGCGCGCACUUUCACCAAGAGGUGUGGCUGCUAAAAGACGGAUUCGGCGUUUCUGUACCUUCGCAACGCACAUAAGGUAUACCAAAGCUGUCCUUUCGAAUUUUCUCGAUGCUUCCCGUUUCGCCGUACUAUUCCUGCUGAAUAUGACGGUCCUUGGCGCCUUUGUCUCCCUUCUUGCAGGACUACCUCGAGAGUCAUGGGAGGAAGCAAUGUCGCAGCCAGUCGCCUACAGCGCUAUUUCAUAUGCUCCUCUUUGGCGCUUCGUUUCGGUUACAGAGGCAUCCACAGUUCCAAGCGAACUGACGUUCAAUGGAAGGCGGCACGUCUUAGACGACCCUGAGCGCUCCUAUGUCGUGCCAAUUGCCUUCAGGUACUUGAAGACCGAACCGAGCAAUGAUGUUGAAGUUGCCGAGAAAAACACAGUGCCAGAUCCCGAUGAGGGUGUCUAUUACAUCAACCUUGGCGCUGACAGCCUUGAGGAAGAAGUCGACGUGGACACACUUGCCAUUUCUAUUGAUAAACCAAGGAGAGCCUCGAAGCUGGACAAGGCUCCUUGUAUCGCACAGGAGGAGGAGAAGAGUUCGACGGGCCUUGUACUGGACGUGAUCAACAAGCUCCUCUCUGUUAACUUAGACGAGAAGGAGAAGGAGCCGUUCCUGAUGUACCUCGUCAGCAUCUUCAAGAUCCCUGUGUUCUUCACACUGGCAAUAACUACCCCAGUGGUGGACCUCACCCAGAAGAACAACAACUGGUGCCGCCCUCUCAACGUGAUCCACUGCAUUACAGUCCCUGUGCUCCUAGUCUUUGUCUUCGGCCUGGGAAAAGUGGAGAUCGGCGGCGUGGUUCCCCUCUGGACAGUUGUAGCCGCUGUAGGUGCUCUGAUUGGAGUGGUCGUGCUAUUUACGUCUGAAAAUGACAAGGCACCCAAGUACCACUUCGCCUUUGCCUACGCCGGCUUCAUUGUUGGCGUCGUGUGGAUCUACGUCAUCUCCAUGGAAAUCGUCGUUUUGUUGCAGGCCGUUGGCAUUGUGUUUCGCAUUAGUGAUGCAAUACUCGGACUGACAAUACUCGCAUGGGGAAACGGUCUUCUAGACUUCCUUGCCAACGUGAACAUCGCAAGGAAAGGCUACCCACGAAUGUCUAUCUCGGCAUGCUUUGGAACACCGUGCCUGACUCUUCUACUCGGUGUUGGAAUUCCGUCCAUUAUUCAGUUGGCAGGAACGAACAACGUUCUUGUGCUUCACUACACCAAGCUCAUCACGGUGCUCUUCUCCGGCCUAGCCACCAGCCUACUGUCUUCAAUGGCCACGAUGCUGGCGACCCGCUUCGAGAGUAAGCGCUUCUAUGGCGGCGUGCUCCUUGCGAUCUACUUCACGUUCCUCGUCGUCGCCGUACUCGUUGAAUCAGGAUUAGUGUGAAGACACACACACACAGAACACACAGGUCACACACGAAGCAGAAAAUGUGUAAACUCUGUUUACCGCUUCCUUAAUUUGCUCAACGGAAGGAAACGUGUGCGCUGCGUGGGAUAAGGUGUUUUCCACAGGUGCCAUACUUGUAUCCUUCACACCGCUUCAUCAAUAUUGGAGUGGUGCUUAACAAGAGGGCGUGGUGGUAAUUGCUCGAAGAGUGGGUCAGUAAGCAGAAGCUUGUCGAGCUCUGCGGGACAGAGUUUACCGGGCAUUCGUGCUCUCAGCUAGUCGCUGUUUUUUUUUUUCUCCUGUUCUAGAGAGCCGGCCAUUGUAAUCGGCGACACGACAUGACGUCCACGCUUGCUCGUGGAAACCAACACAAAGUACACGGGAGUUCAAGAGCCAUGGUCGGCUAUUUUUUGUGUUCUUCGACAGAAGCCUAUUGUGAGCAGCUGAACUCGCAAAGGUGGUCUCACCGAAUAGACGCCACUGUCAAAAUACGCACACACGAAUACCACACGAGUGCUCGUUUUCAAUUACAUCAUUUUGUACAAAGCAGAAAACCAUGACGUCUGUCUGCUUGUGCAUGCAGAGGCUCGCGAAGGAGAUGGUGCUUUUUUUCUUUCAUUUUUUUUUGCGUCCCGCGCAAGCAGGACCACCCAGCGCAUUGUAUGCUCUUGUAUUUUGUUAGCGUCUGAUAAAAUUUUUUGGUGCGAGCGAAUUAUUUUUUGUACAUUUUUGCGUUUCUGUGUUUGGCUGGUGAUGGUGAAGCAUUUGCUUCUGGGACGGCGUUUUAAAGGGACCCUGGAACGAAUUUGGCGACAGUGUACAAACUUCUUGAGUGGGCAACUUCGAAUCAGGGCAGACCGAUUUAUGUGCCUGCAAUUUAUUAAAAGGCUUUAAGCACCCACUGUGGCACAUAUAGCAGUGGCGCCGCCACAUUGACUUUUCAGCCCCCCCCCCCUCCUUUCAUCUGGGACGUGGCACGGUUUUGUGACGUCGCUCACGCGAGUGAGUGGAUUGGCCUCUCAUCGUCUCUAUACCGGAGGAGAGAACGUGAGCGGCCGCGUUUGUGGUGGCACCUGGUGGCGUAGAGACCAACCAGGCAAACGCAGGGCGUGGCCUCCGUGAUCUUCCGUGCGCCGGCGGAACAUCGCGGAAGGAAAAGCUUAGCCCGACUGCUCGGCGAAGUUCUUGAGGAAGAAAAGCAUGGCCUCGGAUGAGAGUAGAUUUCAGUCACCUGCAGUUUCAUCUAUGCAAGAUUAUUCCUAUAAUGCGAAUGAAUUACUCCAGUUUAGACUAACCGCUUGCGUAAAUUCAAGAACCGUUUCAGGGACUCUUCAGCUUGGGUGUUGCGGGGAAAGUGUACAUAAAUAUUUAUUUGCAUUUUCGUAAGACCAAAGUAUACACACUGACUGUUCCUGACGCUCUUUUGAGCCUGUAUUUGUUUCUUGAAACGUAUACGCAUUAUUUAUAUCGCAAUUGAAAAAUAUACAUCCUUCAAGUUACCGGACUCGUACAACUCCUGUGACUGGCAUGAUUUCUUGUUAGAAUUUUUUUUUCGAGACUUACUUUCUGAAAGCUAACUACGUCGUUAGAUCUGAUACGCAACUUUUUCCUGUUUCAUUUUCUCUUCUUGGCCUGCGCUAUUCUGAAUCUCUCCCAGUGCGGCUAUAGGUAAUGGCGGCGCUGUGCGUGCGUUUUACAUUUCACCGCCACCCAGUUCUACCUAUAAAAACAAUAGUCCUAACAUUUUUUUUUUUUGUUCCCGUGAUGCCGUUUCGUUCAUGCGGCAUGACUUUCGAUGAAAAAGCUGGCUGUGUUGACGCCCAGACGGCGGUGAAUUAGCAAGGCAGCUAUAAACACAACGAACAUCAAGACGCUUUUCUUCCUCCAAGUGCACCCAUGGUCUGGCGUUUUCCGAAAUCUCUAAUGUGGAUACGUAUGAGCCGUAGCGUGGAGUUGCUUGUUGAGACUAUUUUGCACAUGCAUUUCUUACUUUUGUAUGUUUAUAUUAUUAGUUGCGAUGUUUGUUUCGUACUGACUGCAAUAAAUUCUAUUCGUUGUUCCAAA
This is a messenger RNA of Rhipicephalus sanguineus (brown dog tick), 4712 nucleotides long. Its product is annotated as mitochondrial sodium/calcium exchanger protein. Lineage: Eukaryota; Metazoa; Arthropoda; Arachnida; Ixodida; Ixodidae. The record is from RefSeq and is a predicted model, not a curated record. The transcript is spliced from 17 exons. Gene Ontology annotation, cellular component: membrane. The coding region runs from base 273 to 2645 and encodes 790 amino acids. Gene Ontology annotation, molecular function: calcium:sodium antiporter activity. Gene Ontology annotation, biological process: transmembrane transport; intracellular calcium ion homeostasis; monoatomic cation transport.